UAACAGGAUCGUGUACUGAUCAAUAAUUGUACUUGUAAAUAUAAAAUCGGGAAUAGUUAUCAUUGUUUAAAAUAAAAUUAUAAAUUACCUCGCUAGAUUUAAGCCAUGAAAAUGUUUUCAUUGGUAAUAGGAUCGCUAUUAACCAUGUACCAAAUUGGCAGUUCAACUGGAUUUUCAAUGUGCCUGCUUAAUACCAUCGGAAUAAAUUGCAAAAAUAUGACCCACGAUGAACAACAAGACGCGCUAAUCGAGAAUUUACUAACAAGAGUAAAGAAUAGGGCAAACGACCUAGUUCCCAUAGGGUUUAUAUACACUCAACAUCCCGAUCAAGCUGAGCCUGGUGAACUAUGGCCUGGAUACACGUGGGCGGAUGUCACUGGUCAGUACGCGGGGCUAUUUUUCCGGGCUGAGGGCGGUAGUAGCCUACCAUUUAAUGGCGGUGCUCAGGGGGAAGAUGCACCUAGUGUGGAUGAGCCAUAUUGGGUCGAGUAUUUCAAAGUUAAGGUAUCCGGCGGUGAGGUUAGGCCUAAAAACCAAGCGAUUCGUAUUUGGGAACGUGUUAAAUAA
Molecule: messenger RNA, 567 nt
Organism: Oppiella nova
Lineage: Eukaryota; Metazoa; Arthropoda; Arachnida; Sarcoptiformes; Oppiidae
Source: the annotation of a GenBank genome assembly